UCUCCCCCAUUGGCUGGCUCGUUAGGGACAGGAUCCAAUACAUGAUUGCUAAUUGAAUCCGGGACGUAGGAGGCCGGUGCUUAUUGGGCUGAGGUGUCUGGGCAGGAGCCAAUGUAACCCGGGCAGCGGCCACUGACGCAAAUGGGUAUCUCCAAAGGCCUGGGCCCCCUGGGGGUGCAUCUGAGCACCGAGGAAGGCGUCUCGUUUCAGACGGACAAUGAGAUGUUCUGGAGUUCCUGCUCCAAUGGGACAAAGUACCGGGUGGUGGCCCGAGAGAGCAAAGACCUGACCAGCAAGUUCCACCUCUCGCUGCUGCCCAACGGGCGAGUCCUGCUGCGAGAUUUCCGAGACAUGUACGUGAGCUGCGUGGAGAGCGCCGGAGUGGCCUAUUUAGAGACGGACAAGUGCACCCCGGACGCCCUCUGCGAGUUCGAAGUGUUUCACGACGGCGAGAGAGUCAUCCUCAAAGCGUCCAACGGGCUCUUUGUGUGUCGCCACUUCCGCCACCAUGGAGACUACAUUGAGGCUAGCCGCCCCGGCAUGGAGGACUGCUGCCGCUUCCGCACCGGGAUGGGGGAUUCCUACCCUCCGUCCUUUGACAUCUCGUUGGUAGAACUUGGAGACGUCUCCAAUCUAAACUGCCGCCCCGUCGUCCUGAAGAAGGAGACUUUUGUCAAUAAGACGGACGCCCCCCAAACCCACAGCUUCACCCUCAGUUGGGAGACUCGGACCGCCGAGACCACUCACUGGGAGAGAACUUGGGGUCUCAGUUCCACCUCUUCCACCACCUUCUCUCUCCUAGCCUUCCAGGCCACCAUCACCUACAAUGGCAGCUUCCAGAAGAUGGCCACCACCCACCGGUCCAUAGUUGAGAAGAGGAGCGUCACGGUGGUGGUCCCCGAGCGCAGCAAAGUCACGGCCGAGUUGGUGGUGUCCAAGAUGGAGAACGCCACCGUCCCCUUCACGGCCUUCAUCCGCAAGACCAAGGUUGAUGGAGAAACUCUAGAACUGGUGGAGAAAGGCGUGUGGAAGGGGCUCGUGUAUGAUAGUGUCACCCUGGAAACCAAGCAGGAACCCGAGGGCGACGAGGAGAACUCCUGCAGAAUCUUGUAAGGCGCUCACUGAUUGGCUGAUUGUAUCAACGUCCCGGAGAGAACCGUCCAUCUUGUUCCCUGCAAUACCAAAUUGAUUUUUAGUAUGUUAUAGAAUGGCCAAUUUUAAGUUCUUUUCAAUUGGUCUUCAUUAUUUAUUUUUUAUAGUUUUUGAGUUAUCUGCCUUCUUCUUAUUCACCAUCUUUCAAAUGGGGGUCGCUGACCCCGGCAGCCAAACCCUAUUGCUCUGUGAGGCUCCAGUUUUAUUGUUAUUGUUACUUUUUAUUCCUUAUCUUUCUAUUCGGCCCCUCCCCUAUU
Messenger RNA from Xenopus tropicalis (tropical clawed frog), 1409 nucleotides. RefSeq lists its product as uncharacterized. Bases 142 to 1113 code for a protein of 323 amino acids. Lineage: Eukaryota; Metazoa; Chordata; Amphibia; Anura; Pipidae. The transcript is spliced from 3 exons. The record is from RefSeq and is a predicted model, not a curated record.